AUGGCGUCGUUCAGCUUGCCUGGUGGCUCCAAUAUCGACUAUCCGACAUUACACGAAUCACUUUCCUUGCAACAUUCCGGCACGCCGCUCCAGCUCCACCAAAUGCCUCCGAAGCACCAAGAUCAAUACAACCUCAACCGCAUCCUCCCAUCUUACCUUCCCAAGUAUAUGGCGGGUAGCCACAGCUUAUUCCGUGAAUUUCCAUACAAACAACAGCAGGUAGGUGCCUCGUCAAGCACUCCUCUUGCAAUUCAAGGCCAAAUAACGAACUCGGCUUUCUACGCUUCAAAUUGCACGCUACCGAGUGUUAUGGACUUCCCUGGGGCAAAGCACCGCAAGAAGUCAACCCGGCAGCUCGCCCAUGCUUAG
Molecule: messenger RNA, 369 nt
Organism: Venustampulla echinocandica
Lineage: Eukaryota; Fungi; Ascomycota; Leotiomycetes; Helotiales; Pleuroascaceae
Exons: 1
Coding region: 1-369 (122 amino acids)
Source: RefSeq, a predicted model, not a curated record